Molecule: messenger RNA, 2139 nt
Organism: Plasmodium gallinaceum
Lineage: Eukaryota; Apicomplexa; Aconoidasida; Haemosporida; Plasmodiidae
Product: conserved Plasmodium protein, unknown function
Exons: 1
Coding region: 1-2139 (712 amino acids)
Source: RefSeq, a predicted model, not a curated record
AUGUUAAGCACGGAAGUUAAUAACUCGAUUAUUUCUCCUGAUUUAUCAUGUGAUAAUUCCCAUGCCAAAAAGUACGAUGCUACCUUAAAUGUACAUAAUUAUAAAGAAAUUCACAAUAAUCAAAUAGUUAAUCAUGAAAGUAAAUCAGGUAGUAUGAAUAAUAUAAGAGACAAUAAUAAUGUACCCCUUUUUCAUUUAAAAUCAUCUGACAAUUCAAGAAACAACGAUCUUUAUUAUAAUAACAAUUUAACUGACCAUAAUAACCCAACAGAAUUUAAUCAAUACAAAACUAAUGUAUGUAAUCAUAAAGAUUCUAACUAUAAUCAAUUAAAAUAUAAAUAUCCAGAUCAUUUCACUUAUAACAAUAAAGAAAACUUAAAGGAAAGUGAAACUUCUACUUUAUACAGGAAACAUGAAGAAUAUCAGUUACCUCAAAACAUGAAUAGUGGUUUUUUAUCCCAUAAAUGUAAUAGUAUGAUUAGACAUGAACAGGGUAAUGAUAUAUCAUAUGAAGAAAGAACUAAGUAUAACAAAAAAAAAAGUAGUUUUAAUGAAAAUAUUAUAAAUAAUAAUUAUCCUAAUCAUCAAUAUGAUUAUAAAGAUAAUGAUAACAACAAAAAUAUUGAUAAUAAGAAUUUAGAUAUUAUCCACGAUAGCAAUAUCGAUAAUAAACAUUAUAGUAGCGAUAAUUAUAAUAUUAACAAUAAUAAUACCAAUAUUAAUAUUAAUAAUUAUAAGAACAAUGAAGUUAGUAGCAGUAAUAAUAUUAAUGACGUUUAUUAUAAAAAUAUUAAUGAUUCUUAUCAGAAUGCUAAUGAUAAGCAAAGUAAUUAUGAAAGAAAUAUAAGUAACUUAAAUAAUGGAAAAUCUGUUAAUUCUAUUGUACAUAUAAAUUUAAUGGAAAAGAAUAUUCCAUAUAAAAAUGACGUAGUGGGUGAUUUUCAAAAAAGUAAUAUAAAUUAUGACAAAGAUAAAAAAAGCUUAAAUGGUUUUACAAGAGAUGAAUUAUAUGGAAGUGCCAGUAUUAAUAGAGAAAGAAAUAUGAAUCACACAAAAAUAUUUGACUAUGUUGAAUCUGACAAUGAUAAAAAACAUAAACAAAAAAAUAUGAUAAAUACAUUUGUUCCUAAAUAUAAGAAUUUAUCAGCAAAAGAAGUACAUUAUAAUAGUUUAUCUGGUAAUGAUAACAUAACUGUUUUAGCGGCUAACCAAAUAAAAAUAGAUUUGAAUAGGUUAUCUGAAAAAAGUAAAGACAUUUUACCAAAUGUUUAUCCAUUUAAUUUGUCCAGUGAUUUUAAAAAUGAUAAGAAAAAUGAAAAUAAAGCUCAAUUAGAAAAAUUAUAUCCAACCAAUUAUAAUUACAUAAAUAAUUAUAAUAAAAAUAAUUCUGAUAUAUCAUUAGAGCAGAGAAGGUAUAAUAUGAAUUCAAGUCGUAUAUUUGACUGUGAUUAUGAUACCAAAGAGGGAAAUUCUGAAAAAUUUAAAAGUGAAACAAAUAUAUCAUAUAAACAUAAGGGAGAUAUAGAAAAAGUAGAUAUAGAGAAAGAAGAAAAACGAAAACUAAAUCCAAUGUAUAGUGAUCUAUUUGGUAGGAAAACACCUGAUAUAAAUCAAAACGCAAAUUAUGAAAAAAUUAUGCCAGCUACUAUGAAAAAUAAUUGGAUAUAUGAUGCUAGAAAUACAAAAAAAUAUUCAGAAUUAUAUUUUAAAUCUUCCGAUAAUUUAGAAUAUAACGGAACAGAAAAAUUUCAUAGAAAAUCAUAUUUUGAUAAAGAUGGAUAUGAUAACAAAAAACGACUUCAGGAUGCUAUACAAAAAGGUUCAAAAAUAUCAUUACAAGCACAUUUACAAUCAACUUUACAAUGUGAAAAUAAUUAUAAUCCUAGUGAUUAUAAUAACGUUGAGGCAUAUUAUUUAUCUUUACAUAAUAUACGUGAUUCAAUUACUGAUGAAGAGGUAAAAAAAGUUAUAAAAAAUAGUAAUGCACACAUAGUGUCUUAUGAAUCAGAAUAUGAUUUAUUAAGUAACAAAAGAAAAAAUAAUGCAAAAUUAUGCAUAAGACAUAAUAAGGGGAAACAUGGGUUAAUCUUAUUAAUGAAUUUGUUAUCACAAUUAGAUAUUAAAGUUACAGUUUUAUAA